This is a messenger RNA of Macrosiphum euphorbiae (potato aphid), 321 nucleotides long. NCBI's taxonomy places the organism in Eukaryota, Metazoa, Arthropoda, Insecta, Hemiptera, Aphididae. The record is from the annotation of a GenBank genome assembly.
AUGAAUGACCACGAAAGAGAUGAAGAACAUAAUAUAUCACUUGAAAUAAACAAUGCCUCAACAAUGAAUAAAGAUUUCACUUCAGAUAUUACCAAUCACAUGGAACUACCAAGGAAAAAAAAAUCUAGAUUACAAGAGUUAUCAUCCACUGUGCAACAAUUACAAAAAUUAAAUGAGACUAUAAAUACUGAAUCAAAACCAAAUGAAUAUGAAAUUUUUGGGAAACAUGUUGCUUCUCAAUUGGAGAAAUUAUCAACUGAAAAUGCAAUAAUUGGUCAAGAAAAAAUUCAAAGUAUAUUAACUCAAUUAAGGCUAAAUUAA